Messenger RNA from Wallemia ichthyophaga EXF-994, 4431 nucleotides. Its product is annotated as UDP-glucose:glycoprotein glucosyltransferase. Gene Ontology annotation, cellular component: endoplasmic reticulum. Bases 1 to 4431 code for a protein of 1476 amino acids. The transcript has 9 exons. Lineage: Eukaryota; Fungi; Basidiomycota; Wallemiomycetes; Wallemiales; Wallemiaceae. The record is from RefSeq and is a predicted model, not a curated record. Gene Ontology annotation, molecular function: UDP-glucose:glycoprotein glucosyltransferase activity.
AUGCGCAGGCUAGGUUUCUUUCUGACAGCUUGCUUGGCUUAUGUAAACGCUGAUCUACACACGCCGCCCCCGGUACACGUAGACGUGCAAGCUAGUUGGAGCCAGCCGCCUUACUGCGAGAUAGCGAUGGAAGCAGCCUACAGACUACAACCAGGAAUGUUUGGCAGGCUAUUGGAUACCAUUGAUUGCACAAACACGCCAGAGAAGAUAUAUACCCAAGUAAGAAGUGAAAUCACUAAGUCGAAGCAGUCACUGUUCGAUCUUCAUAUGGCCCUGGAAUCAAGCUCACCGGCAAUAAUAGCCUCCAGAAGCAUAUUAGAGAGCGAAGGAUUUUCAUUUGAUCCGGAAUGCCCGAAUUUUAUCAGCUAUCAAGGCCGCAAGAUAUGUGACGUAGACGAGGUUAGUACACUCGACCAACAAGCUUGGCCUGAAUCAACCGCGAUCGUUGAUACCGCGAUCGACCAUAUUCUCUCAGAGCCUUCAUCUGCAGCCCCGCCAACUAUCAUCCACUACGCAGACCCAACUGCGCACAAUUUCAAAAGUUUCUAUGACUUCUUUAAGAAGCGCACGAAAGUCUUGAAGUACGUCAUACGAUGGGCACCCACCAACGCCUCGUCUCAGCCUCAAAAAUUGGCGGGAUGGGGUGUCAAGUUGGAUCUUAAGAAGCGCGAGUAUCUCUCACUCGACGAUAGAACUGUUUCAAAGAGGGCUGAUGAUAUCAAGACAAACGUAAUAUCCAGUGAGGACUACAAUUUCCUGCCACGCAAGCUGCAAGAGGCUUUUGGCCAGUCUCUCGUCAAUUUUGAAGGAAAUGACAAUAUCAAGACAUUGUCCAGCAACUUAAUCGCUCUCUUGCAGCAAUCAGACAAUCAAUUAGAGUUACUGAACACAAUUUCCCAGAAUCUCCCUCUGUUAGCCCCUGCUCUUGCUGAUGGCGCUUUUGAAGGAGCAGAAAAUGUGCUUAACGAGCUUUCAUUCAAUCAGGACAAGUACCUCAAAGCCGGACAGAAUGCUAUCUGGCUGAACGGACGUAGGAUGUAUGAUAAAGACCUUGAGCCAUUCACGCUUUUACGUCAACUGGAAUCAGAGAAUUUGCUCAUUGGCGCUAUCACAGAUUUGGGUUUUUCUAGAUCUGAUGCGAUCAAAGUACUCAGUCAUCGCGCUCUGUAUGCAUCUCAAAUUAUCAGACCAGAUUCAGUAGCUGAUGGCCUGGUUGAUGCUUCAGAUAGAAUCGAAGAGGGUGGUGUAAUUAGGUGGAUGAACGAUUUGGAGGAUCACAAACAGUACAAUGGAAAAUUUUGGUCUCCCUAUAUGCGCAACCUGCUUAAUCCUCUUGGAAAAGUAGCGAGAAACUAUCUCAAUGGGGUUCUCGUGAUUGACUUAUCAAACAAACAAGCAAUUGAAAUGUUAUCAACAAACGUGAGAGCGUUCAUCGAUCGCGGCAUCCCUGUGCGCUGGGGCGUUGUUCCUUACAUUAAUCCUCUCAAUCAUGACAGUUUGAUGGCUGCAAAGCUGUUUUAUGGCUUGAUUGAUAGCAGAGGAGUUGAUACAUGCCUAAACUACUUUGCUGAGGCUGUCGCUUACACAGGCACUUUUGCUGAAAGAGCAGAAGCUGCUUACUCUAAUCUUCCAAGUGUGAAUGGCACAUUGUCUCAAGACGAGUUCGACACGACUGUGAAAAGCAAAGCAGUGAAAAAUGAUUUAAAGAAAGCUCAAAGCUAUACCAGACGUCUCGGCGUUAGUCCCGGUGAACAUGAAGAGAGUUUUGCUGGUGAAAUUUUUAUCAACGGCCAACCUGUGCAGUUUGAUGAUAAAACGAUACUUACUCUUCAAGAACAUAUUACCUCGCAGACUGAAGCAAUCACAAAGGCCGUUCGCAAUGCUGAAAUCGACGAGCGCAGUGAUGUUUCUGUAUUCUACUACGACAAGUCAUCCACAUUGAAACGCCGCAACAAGUAUUUGCAACCCUCAAAAAAAAAAGCACACUAUAUCCAAACAUAUCCAAAAUUGCUGGAUGGUCCGUAUGUUACUCCGGAGACACAAGAUAGAACGGAUGUAACGAUAUGGCUUGUUUCUGAUUUCAACAAACCAGAAAGCCUUGAACUGAUCAAACACGCACUAUCAGGCAUGAUUAUAAGUCCAACAUUUAGGCUUGGCUUUGUGCACAAUCCAUCUGAAUGUGAAACUGCUACUGGGACUAUAAGUCAAAUGUUAAGGAUGCUGCCAGACAGAAGCUCGCCAUUGGAAUUUAUCGAUGCGUUACAGAAUCGUGGCGAGAUUAGAGAAGAUGCCGAUGGGAUAGUAAAUGCUGGCGCUUGGAUAAGCGAGACAGGAAUCAACCCAGGUGAUUCUGGACUCAUCGUAAAUGGUCGCGUCAUCGGUCCUAUACCACCUAAUGGCCUUGUCGAAGAAGAUUAUGUGUACUUAUUCCAACGUGAUUAUGCGGAACGAGUGCUGCCGGUUGUCAAAGCCUUAGAUGAGACAUGCCCGCACCUACUCCAGGAUGAUCCAGACACUGUCGCUACUCUGCUGUCUAGGCUUGGCUCACUACUAUGGAAAACCAAUCAAAAUGAGCAGCCAGAAGGAAUUUACGAGCCUCCUUAUACACCUAGAGCGCGCGUUUGGAAUCGAUUGCAUACUAAAUACACGUCUAUACAAGUAGGCAAAGAGCUGUCGUCCCAGUAUUCGUUUGAUGUGGUUUUGGAUCCAAUGAGCGAGCAAGGCCAAAAGCUGACAAAGAUAUUGAUCGCUUUAGCUGAAACUGGAGAUGCGCAUAUAAGAAUAGCGUUCAAUCCAGACAUCAGCAUUGAAAAUCUUCCCACCAAUCGCUUCUACAGAUUUGCCAUGAAUUCAAAGCCGCACUUUAAUCAAUAUGGCCAGAGCAUAAAUCAAGCCGUUCAAUUCGUACAGAUGCCAGCUGAUGCAUUGUUCACACUGGAACUCGACCCUCCACAAUCCUGGAUCGCUAGACCUGUGUAUGCACCAGUAGAUCUAGACAAUCUCAAUCUUGUUACAGCGCCGUACAAAGACCUGAAUGUAAUCUUUCAGCUGGACAAGAUAGUUGUUGAUGGGCAUGCCAGAGACUCAAAGACAAGUUUGCCUCCGAGGGGCCUUCAGGUUGCUUUGAAACACGGCCAAAUUGAUACACAAAUAGUUGCAAAUCUUGGUUAUCUGCAACUAGCAGUGACGCCCGGUCAGUGGUCUCUCGAAAUCAGAGAAGGUUAUGGCAGGCAAGUAUACGAAAUCGAGAGUUUAGGAAGCCUAGGUUGGAAUAGCCCCACAGUCGAUGAAGGCUUCGAGACAUUCAUGUUGGAUAGCUUUGAAGGCGUCAAGCUUUACCCAAGGUUUAAGAAAAAGCCAGGUAUGGAGGGAGUUGACGUGCUUUCCGAGCAGCGCGAGACAGGUUUGGUACCUUAUGCGAAGGCAGCUAUUUCAACACUUAAAUCGUUCUUGGGCUUCACAUAUGAGUCUGAUCAUGCGGAUAUCAAUAUUUUUACUGUAGCUUCCGGUCUGCUGUACGAGCGAUUUGCUUCUAUCAUGAUACUUUCGGUGCUAAAGCACACGAAUCAUUCCGUCAAGUUUUGGUUCAUCGAGAACUUUUUGUCGCCCUCGUUCAUAGAGUUUUUACCACACCUGGCUAAGGAGUAUGGCUUCAAGUAUGAGCUUGUUACUUACAAAUGGCCGAGCUGGCUACGUCCACAAAAGGAAAGACAAAGAAUGUUGUGGGCAUACAAAAUUCUCUUCCUCGACGUCCUCUUUCCAAUGAGUCUCGACAAGGUGAUUUUUGUAGAUGCUGAUAACAUAGUAAGAACAGAUCUCAAACAGCUAAUCGAUGUAGACUUGCACGGUCGUGCUUAUGGCUAUCCGCCGAUCGGGAUGGAUAGGGAGGAGAUGGAUGGCUACCGUUUUUGGACAGAAGGGUAUUGGAAGGACUAUUUGCGCGGUCGCAAGUACCAUAUCAGCGCGUUGUACGUGGUGGAUCUGAAGAGAUUCAGACAGAUUGCCGCGGGAGAUCGUUUAAGGGGGCAAUAUCAAGGUCUUUCUGCUGACCCUGGCUCACUUGCAAACCUGGAUCAAGAUUUACCCAACAAUUUCCAAACAGAAGUGCCUAUCUGGACGCUUGACGGGUCUUGGCUGUGGUGUGAAACUUGGAACUCAGAGGAGAGCAUAACACAGGCAAAGACGAUUGAUCUUUGCAACAACCCAAAGACAAAAGAACCCAAGCUAGAAAGAGCGCGCAAGAUUCCCGAAUGGACAGAAUAUGAUGAUGAUAUCCGACAAUUUAGUGACAAGCUCGCAAAAGAAAAGCUAAUUAAGUCAUUGCUCGUUACAGAAACUGAAGAGCUGGCGCAAGGCCCGAAGGCAGCAGCAGAGGAAGCGCCGACAGCACCAGAUUAUUUCAAAGAUAACCACAGAAAAGACGAAUUGUAG